Prunus dulcis (almond) is the source of this 2214-nucleotide messenger RNA. Its product is annotated as U-box domain-containing protein 52-like. Gene Ontology annotation, biological process: protein phosphorylation. The transcript has 11 exons. Gene Ontology annotation, molecular function: ATP binding; protein kinase activity. Bases 1 to 2214 code for a protein of 737 amino acids. Lineage: Eukaryota; Viridiplantae; Streptophyta; Magnoliopsida; Rosales; Rosaceae. The record is from RefSeq and is a predicted model, not a curated record.
AUGAUAAGGACAGCAGAAACUAAAGCAGCAGAUGAGGCGGUGGCAUUGGCAAUAGACAAGGACAAAGGAAGCCAGCAUGCUAUCAAAUGGGCUGUUGAUCAUCUUCUCACCAAGGGCCAACCUCUCACCCUCCUCCAUGUCAAACAUACCCUUCCCAAUCAUGAGGGGGAGGAAGGGGAAAAUGUAUACAAAAAACCGGUUGAUGCUGAAACCAAAGAGCUGUUUCUUCCCUUCCGUUCCUUUUGCAAGAAAAAGUUGAUAAAGUGCCAUGAAGUCGUAGUUGAGGCUGUCGAUAUACCGAAAGCUCUCAUCAACUAUGUUAUCUCUAAUUCAAUUGAGAUUUUGGUACUUGGUGCACCAUCAAGACAUAGUUUUUUCAGAUCCUUCAAAGUAACAGAUGUUCCCAGUUGUGUGAUAAAAGGGGUACCGAAUUUUUGCACUCUGUAUGUCAUUGGCAAAGGCAAGAUCUCCAAUGUGCAAACAGCUACCAUUCCACCACCCAAAAAAGCUCGUAACCAAAUUCAUAAACAAUCCAGCAAAGUUUCCGAAUCAAAUGGUACGCAAUCCAUGCGUAAACAGCAACCAAGAGGACGAGCUUCAAUGAACAACUCAUAUGACCAUUCGCCAGAGAGUACCGAUAUAUCGUUUGUGAGCAGUGGAAGGCCAAGUAUUGAUCGCAUGUUCACCCCUCGAAAAUCGAUUAGUCCAGAAUUUGACAACCGAAGCUCUGCGUCAUCUUACUCGAGACGCCAGUUUAUUGACAAGAGCUCUUCCCCACAAGACUUCUCAUCAUCCUCAAUGGAAAGUGGAAAAUCAUGGUCAUCAUCACACAACAUGGAUGAAGUGGAAGCCGAGAUGUGGAGGCUCAAGCUAGAGCUCAAGCAAACAAUGGACGUGUACAAAAUGGCCUGCAAGGAGGCGGUCACGUUAAAUCAUGAGGCACAGGAACUUGACCGAUGGAAAUCGGAGGAGGAACAUAGAUUAAAUGAGGCACACAUAACAGAGGAAGCUGCAUUGGCACUAAUAAAGAAGGAGAGAGAGAAAUGUAAGGCAGCCAUGGAGGCGGCAGAAGCAGCUCAAAGGAUUGCUGAAUUGGAAGCACAUAAAAGGAGGAAUGCGGAAAUGAAAGCCCUUAAAGAAGCAGAAGAGAGGAACCAGGCAACAGAAGCAAGGGCAUAUAAUCUAAGGUACAGGAAAUACACAAUUGAGGAGAUUGAAGCAGGAACAAAUAAAUUUUCACAAACUGACAAGGUUGGAGAAGGAGGCUAUGGGCCAGUAUACAGGGGUGAACUGGAUCACACACAAGUGGCAGUCAAAAUUCUACGUCCAGGUGCAGCGCAAGGACAUUCGCAGUUCCAACAAGAGGUUGAAGUAUUGAGCUGCAUACGACAUCCGAACAUGGUUCUCCUUCUUGGAGCCUGCCCAGAGUAUGGCUGUCUGGUCUAUGAGUACAUGGCUAAUGGGAGCUUAGAAGACCGUCUCUUCCAGCGAGGUAACACCCCAGUUAUUCCUUGGCAGCUAAGGUUCCGAAUCUCUGCAGAAAUUGCCACUGGGCUUUUGUUCCUUCACCAGUCCAAGCCAGAGCCACUUGUACACCGUGACCUAAAACCCGGCAACAUUUUGCUAGACCAUAACUAUGUUAGCAAGAUUAGUGAUGUAGGUCUGGCCAGGCUUGUUCCUCCAUCAGUAGCCGACUCUGUCACUCAAUAUCGAAUGACGUCAACAGCUGGAACAUUCUGUUAUAUCGACCCAGAGUAUCAGCAAACCGGCAUGCUUGGAACAAAAUCUGAUAUCUACUCGCUUGGGGUCAUGCUUCUACAAAUAAUAACUGCCAAACCGCCGAUGGGUUUGGCUCAUCAUGUUGAGCUGGCUAUUGAGCUAGGGACCUUUGCUGAGAUGCUUGACCCUGCUGUUCCUGACUGGCCAAUUGAGGAAGCCUUGAGCUUUGCCAAGUUAUCUUUACAGUGUACUGAAAUGAGGCGAAAAGACAGACCUGAUCUUGCCAAGGUUGUGCUACCUGAGCUUAACAGAUUGAGAGCACUCGCUGAAGAUAGCAUGCAUUACAACAUGCUUGGUGGUUCGUCCCUGCCUUCACCCCUCUCAGCAUCGGCGACCCUUCAGAUCUCAGGGGAGCCUUCCACAAACAAACUUGCCGAACGGCAGGAGUUGAAUGCUCAUGCAAAGACUGGAAGAGAACUUGCUACUGAGAUGUAA